Cylicostephanus goldi is the source of this 249-nucleotide messenger RNA. The record is from the annotation of a GenBank genome assembly. NCBI's taxonomy places the organism in Eukaryota, Metazoa, Nematoda, Chromadorea, Rhabditida, Strongylidae.
GAGUUUGUGCUUCCUCACGAGGAUGUUGCACAUUUACGACAAGAAGUGCUCAAUCAAGUGGAUAUGCUAGAAAUUCAACAAAUCACACCGGAGAAGAAGCUUUUAAUGCUUCGCAAGGCUCAUCCUUGGCUGUUUGAAUGGCCAUGUCUCUAUGCAGAUGUUCUCGAGCUAUUAGAUGAAUAUCGCUUCAAGUCGAAAUCCCGCGCUUUUCUUCAGGAGAUCUUUUAUAAUGCUUUGAGGCUUUGGUAG